UGCGAAUAUGAACCCUUUAACUAAGGUGAAGCUGAUCAACGAACUGAAUGAGCGAGAGGUUCAACUUGGGGUGGCAGAAAAGGUGUCUUGGCACUCGGAAUACAAAGACAGCGCCUGGAUCUUUCUUGGAGGGCUUCCUUAUGAACUGACAGAAGGAGACAUCAUCUGUGUGUUCUCACAGUAUGGAGAGAUUGUCAACAUUAAUCUUGUGAGAGACAAGAAGACUGGGAAAUCCAAAGGAUUCUGUUUCCUGUGCUAUGAAGAUCAGAGGAGCACAGUUCUGGCCGUUGACAAUUUUAAUGGAAUUAAGAUUAAAGGAAGAACUAUCCGUGUGGACCAUGUGGCAAACUACCGGGCUCCUCAGGAAUCAGAAGAUGUGGAUGAUGUGACUAGAGAGCUCCAGGAGAAGGGCUGUGGGGCUAAAACACCCCCAUCAAGUCCUCCUGAAGUCUCUGAAGAUGAAGAUGCCAAAGUCACAAAAAAGCCCAAAAAAGACAAAAAAGAGAAAAAGAAGAAGAAAGAAAAAGAGAAGACUGAACGCCCGGUCCAAGCAGAGCUGCCAUCCUGCUCCAGAAGCAAGACAGUAAAGGAGACGGAUGAGCAGAGUGCGAAGAAGCACAGCAGCAAGCCCUCAGAGAGAGCGCAGAAAUCUGAAUGUAGAGAGAGGAAGAAGAGCCACUCUGGUUCCCCUGAUGGCAGAACUUCUUGCCGUGGUAGAGCAGAGGAACCUGAGUGGGAGGCAAAGAAAGAGAAACACAAGCAUGAGCAUAAGCCCUCAAGCAGGAGGGAGGGAGAAGAAAAGAGCAGAGAUAAGGAUAGAGGGAGGAGCUCAGGUACUCAUUCCAGCAGGCAUCAUGGGCAUUCUGAAGGGCGGAGUCAUAGAAGUAGGAGUAGGAGUAGGAGUAGGAGUCCAGAUAGGUCCCAUAGGCAUAAAAAGCACAGGUACUCUCAUGAGCGCGAGUCCUUCCAUGCCAGUGACCGUAGACAUUACUGAAGCCUGUUCCAGCUGCCCAGUUCUUUGAAAAUGAAUCUUGUUGCAUAAUA
Rattus norvegicus (Norway rat) is the source of this 1044-nucleotide messenger RNA. RefSeq names its product RNA binding motif protein, X-linked 2 (gene Rbmx2). The record is from RefSeq and is marked provisional. The coding region runs from base 8 to 994 and encodes 328 amino acids. Lineage: Eukaryota; Metazoa; Chordata; Mammalia; Rodentia; Muridae. Gene Ontology annotation, biological process: mRNA splicing, via spliceosome. The transcript is spliced from 6 exons. Gene Ontology annotation, molecular function: RNA binding; nucleic acid binding. Gene Ontology annotation, cellular component: nucleus; nucleoplasm.